AUGUAUUGGUAUACCAAUUCGAAGAGUAAGGUCAGCCCAGAUUCGCUGAUGGCUUUUACUGGACUUGAAGAGCCACAACCUGUUCGUGCUUAUUUACGUAUUCAUAAUAAUGACACAGAUAAUGGGACAAUUACGUAUAAGACCAAUAAAGAUUGUAACUCUAUAGAGGUACGAAGCACAGUUAAUACAAUUCCAGUAAACAAUAAUCACAAGAUGAAUGGCGACAGCCUACCGAAUAGUAAUAAUUCUUUUGAAUUUACUCAUAUAUUUGAUAGAGAUAGCAAUAUAGACUUAAUCGGGAACACAAUAGUCACUGGGAUGAUAGAUGAGGCUAUGGAAGGUUAUAAUACCGCCUUAGUAACAUAUGGCCCCAAAUAUUCAGGUAAAACAUAUUCUCUUUAUGGGAAUGAUGUUGACGAUAGUUUUGGGUUGGGCCAAAUAAUCUUUAAGGAUCUAUUCUCAAGAAUAAAUAAGAGUGUCACAGACUCAAAUGCAAAAUAUACUUUCAUCGUUAAAAUAUCAUUUCUGGAAGUGUGGCUGGAUAAAGUCGUCGAUCUUUUAGCCCCACAAAACCUGACAAAACUACCACAUUUGAAAAUACGUCAUGUAUCUGAACAUAAAGGUUUACCUGUUGAUAACCUUCGACAAGUUCAUGUUGCUUCAUUUAAAGAAACCUUGUAUUAUUUUAACCAAGCAAUGAGUGUCUUGAAUUCUAAACAUGACAAUUCAUUUCCAAGAACAAAUACAAUAUUCAAUAUUAACAUUGAAAAGCUCGAUAAACUCGAUGAGUCAACAACAUCUAGUUCCAUAUACUUAGUAGAUUUGGCUGGUUCAGAUCUUAUUGAUAGAAAAAACUCAAGUGGUGUUAAUUCGGAAGAUGUAAAAAGGAUAAACUCAUCUAUUAAAUCAGUCCAGAACAUUAUAACAUCAUUAUCAAAAUUAUCAUAUAGUGACUAUAAGAAUUACGAAUUUAGCCUGGAAAAUUCAGUGCCGUAUGAUUCAAGCAAAUUAGGAAAAUUAUUAAAGGAACCACUUGGUGGAAAUUGUAAGACUAACUUUCUAUUUACAAUCAGCAUGAACCCAGAGCAAUAUGACGACAUAAUCGAAGCUUUACAAUUAGGAACCAUUUUACAGGAUUCUAAAACAGUGCCACAGAUAAACAAAUUUGGGUUAAAUGAAAACAAAACUUUAUCAAUUGCAUUAGAAAAUUUUAAAUUGAAAGAGAAUAAUUUCAAAAUCCAACAGGCAGAGUCCGUUAAACAAAUUGAAGAAUUAAAAUCUAUAAUAACUAAUAAAGAAGAAUCAAUUGUUUUGGAGGAGUUAAAUAAAUUAAGAUCUGAAAACGCAAAAUUAAAAGCUCAAGUUAAUACAUUAACUCAAUUAAUGGUGUCCCCAAAACUUGCCAGCCCCUCCCCAAUGUUAGAGAAUAAUAAAACAGUCAGAAAUAAUAGUGCUGAAAGGAAUGAAACAUCAUAUGAAAAUGUUGUUCAAACCUUGAUGGAAAAAUGUGAGAAAUUAGCUGAUACAGAAUUGUCUUUAGAUGACAAAUUAAAAGAUAUAUUGGUAUUAAAGAGAGAAAAUGAUCAAAUAAAAUCUAAUAUCGCUAGUAUAGAAACAUUAAAUUCACAUUUAUUAGAUAGAAUAACUAAUCUCGAAUUACAAUUAAAACAAUUAUCGACCUCUAACACUAUAAUGGAGAAAGAACUUGAUCACUUCUCAAACUUAAGCGAUUCUCAGCCAUUCAAGGCCGGUACCGACAGGUCACGCACAGAGUUGAAUUCAAAGAAAUAUAGUUUUAGAAGACCUUCAGUUUCUUCAUCUAUGGAUAGCACAAUGGAACAAAUAGAAGAGGAACAGUCUGAAGAAGAGAACAAAGAGGUAAACAAAGGAAAUUCCUCCUGGUUUUUUGGUGUAAGAAAAACUUCCAAUAAGACUAGCAGAUCUGUUUCAUCAAGCAGCACUGUUGUACCAGCAAUAUCAGAUGUCCACAAACGUGCUGUGUCGAUGAAGGGGUUAGACUUACAUAUAAUGAAAUAUACAUCGAAAUAA
Messenger RNA from Tetrapisispora phaffii CBS 4417, 2049 nucleotides. It is a transcript of the gene SMY1, whose product is annotated as Smy1p. The record is from RefSeq and is a predicted model, not a curated record. Gene Ontology annotation, biological process: mitotic spindle organization; microtubule-based movement. Gene Ontology annotation, molecular function: ATP binding; microtubule motor activity; microtubule binding. The transcript has a single exon. The coding region runs from base 1 to 2049 and encodes 682 amino acids. Lineage: Eukaryota; Fungi; Ascomycota; Saccharomycetes; Saccharomycetales; Saccharomycetaceae.